AUGUCCAGCCUUGACGUCAAGACCUCCCUCGAUGGCCUUGCUGUACUCGCUAGGCAAGGCUCAUGGCGGGCGAUAGUGGACAAGGUGGUGGAAGGAUACAAGCUCGCGGGGCUGGCGCAGCAGCUGGCGUUACGCGGUUACCACGUGCUGGCGCUGAUGAAGCUGCGCAUGUACGGGGCAGCAGCAGAGGAGCUCACGCUGCUGGGGAACCUUGACUCGCCGCAGUACCGCUACGAGGCCCACCCGGGCAUGUACCCUGGGAGGAAAGGUGAGCACCUGGAUGUUACAUGGUUACCAUAUCCAUGUGCUGCUGGCGCUGAUGAAGCUGCGCCUGCCUCUCCCAUCCCUCCCCGCACUGCCUCUCCCGCCCCUCCCCGCACUGCCUCUCCCGCCCCUCCCCGCACUGCCUCUCCCGCCCCCACCAGAGCUGCCUCAUGGGCCUGCGCCCACUGCAGAUGCCUGCGCCCCAUCAUCUCGGUCCAUGCUGCUCCACCCAUUGGGCAACCUGCAGGAUCCAUGCUGCCCUUCGCCCUGCGAUGGCUGGCGGCAGAGCUGCCUCACCGCAUGGGCAAUCCAGCCCUCACAUUGGAGCGUUUAUGUGCUCUGCAGGCGUACUGCACAGCUAAGGUGGGUGCAGUGCGCAAUGAUGCAGGCGAUGGCAACCAGCCAGCAACCAGCGGCAGCAACACAAAGGGCAAGUCUCCAGCACCAUCCGUACCAUCCGCACCAUCCGCACCAUCCGCACCAUCAGCAGCGGCGGCAUCGCAGCAGGCUGCGUUGGUGGCGUGUUGGGCGCGCAGGCGGCAGGCAGUGCGGCACGCGCUGGUCUCGCACCACCUGGCACAGCGCGACUACCCCACCGCGCUCCUCUGGCUGCAGCGCCUGCUGCGCUACGAGCCGAGCAACGCCGCCCUGCUCUCGCGGUACGGCCUCGUUCGGCUGCAGCUGGGGGACGUGGAGGGCGCCAGCGCCGCGUUCGGAUUGGUGGAGAAAAUGGUGGUGCAUCGAGAGGUGGAGAUGGAGAGUGAGGGAGGGAGUGGGGGAGGAGGAGGGGAGGGGGCGGGGGAGGGGGAGGGAGGAGGGGAUUUAACAGGAGAUGCGAGUAACACAGCAGGAGCAGGAGCAGGAGCAGGAGCAGGAGCAGGAGCAGGAGGAGGAGGAGGGGGAAGCAGUGAUGGGGGUGUGGGGGCAGGGCGGGUGACGGCAGCAAAUGUGGGCGAGAUGAAGAGGCUGGUGCGGCUAAACAAAGCUCUGGUGCACUUUGCUCGCAAGGAGCACGGGCAGGCGCUGCAGCUGUUCACUGCGGUGACUAAAGAGGAUCCCACCAACUCCAUUGCUGCGAAUAACAAGGCCCUCUGCCUGAUGUACGGCCGAGAUCUCGCGACGGCGGUGCGGGUGCUGGAGGACCAAUUGCAGGCGAGCCCGCUGACAGCUGUCGACGAGACAGUGGUGCUCAACCUGUGCUCCAUGUACGAGCUGGCGGCGUCUGAUACGCUCAACGCCAAGAGCACGCUCAGCAACUGGCUCACGCGGCUUGCUCCCGAUGACUUUGACUUUGCCUGCACUAGGCUGUAG
Closterium sp. Naga37s-1 is the source of this 1575-nucleotide messenger RNA. The record is from the annotation of a GenBank genome assembly. Lineage: Eukaryota; Viridiplantae; Streptophyta; Zygnematophyceae; Desmidiales; Closteriaceae.